This is a messenger RNA of Aaosphaeria arxii CBS 175.79, 1062 nucleotides long. RefSeq names its product ankyrin. The annotation marks the transcript as partial. The transcript has a single exon. Gene Ontology annotation, molecular function: protein binding. The record is from RefSeq and is a predicted model, not a curated record. Lineage: Eukaryota; Fungi; Ascomycota; Dothideomycetes; Pleosporales.
CUCCUUGCACAUAAGGACAUCCAAGUCAAUGCCACCGACAGAUCUGGAAACACAGUAUUGCAUUUGGCUACAAAACAUCAAAUUGUCGAUGCAAUGAAACUGCUUAUUGCACAUCAGGAUAUCCAAGUUAAUAUCGUUAACCAAAGGGGCGAACCAGCAUUAUGUCUGGCUUUAAAGCAUGGAAAUAUAAACGCAAUAAAAGUACUGCUUGCACAUAAGGACAUCCAAGUUAAUGUCUUAAAUCAAUGUGGGAAUACAGCAUUGCAUCUAGCUGCAAAACAUCAAAUUAUCGACGCAAUAAAAGUACUCCUUGCACAUAAGGACAUCCAAGUCAAUGCCUUGAAUCAAUUUGGGAACACAACAUUGCAUCUGGCUGCAAAACAUCAAAUUAUCGACGCAAUUGAAGUGCUCCUUGCACAUAAGGAUAUCCAAGUUAAUGCCACGAAUGUAUACAAGGAUACAGCAUUGCAUCUAGCUGCAAAACAUCAAAGUCCCAACGUAAUUAAAGUGCUCCUUGCACAUAAGGAUAUCCAAGUUAAUGCCACGAAUAUAUAUGGGGAUACAGCAUUGCAUCUAGCUACAAAACAUCAAAGUUUCAACGUAAUUAAAGUGCUCCUUGCACAUAAGGAUAUCCAAGUCAAUGUCACGAAUAGAUCAGAGAAAACGGCAUUGCUCUUGGUUGUAGCUAAAGGUAGUAUUAAUACUUUGGAAAUGCUCCUCGCACAUAAGGAUAUCCAGGUCAAUGGCGCUGGCCAUCUCGGAAACACAGCAUUGCAUGUUGCAGUGAAAUGUCAAAAUAUCAAUGCAAUCCAAGUGCUUCUGGCACAUAAAGAUAUCGAGCUCAAUAUCGCCGACGCCUAUGGAAUCACAGCAUUGCACCUUGCGGUCGACAAAAAUGCAAUCGAGGUGGUCAGACUUCUACUUCGACAAAAUUCAAUCAACAUAAACGCUCGAGUAGGAUAUGCCUGGUCUGAUCUUCGCAACAAAACUGCCCUGGAGCUAGCCUUGCACCGUGGUUAUCAUGAAAUUGCCGACCUCCUAGUCGCGCAUGGAGCGGUUGUC